Lactuca virosa is the source of this 1387-nucleotide messenger RNA. The record is from the annotation of a GenBank genome assembly. Lineage: Eukaryota; Viridiplantae; Streptophyta; Magnoliopsida; Asterales; Asteraceae.
AUGGAUACACGAAGAUUACUUGAGAACAAAGGAGAAGGAUUAUUCCCAAAUUCCGGAAUUGGAUUUCUUUGGUGUCCUCGAGAUGAUAAUAACUUUUCACAAUCUGGAGCGUUAUUCGCAAGCGUAGGACAGAUGGGUAAAGGGGGUUUCAGUGGGGUUUCCCCUAAUUCGAAGAACACCAACAAUAAUGGCGGAGUGAAGCUCCCAUAUUCAUCCAAAUUCGUUUCAACACCAGAAUCAAAUUUUCGUGCUGUUGGGGCACCAGAGAUCGAGGUAGGGGAAGAGUGGGUAGGGGGGUUGAAGAAGAAGAAGAAGAAGAAAAGCGGAUUGAAAUUAAAAAUCAAAAUUGGGAAUCCAUCUUUAAGGAGAUUGAUCAGUGGAGCAAUUGCAGGAGCAAUAUCAAGAACUUCUGUUGCUCCUUUGGAAACUAUAAGAACUCAUUUAAUGGUAGGGAGUUGUGGGCAUUCUACUGUUGAGGUUUUUCAGGAUAUUAUGAAAACAGAAGGCUGGAAAGGACUUUUUAGGGGUAAUUUAGUCAAUGUCAUUCGUGUUGCCCCUAGCAAGGCAAUUGAGUUAUUUGCUUAUGAUACCGUGAAGAAAAAUUUGGCUCCUAAACCGGGAGAAAAGGAAAAACUUCGUGUACCGGAAUCACUGAUUGCGGGGGCGGUCGCCGGAAUCAGCUCUACCAUAUGCACAUACCCUCUUGAACUACUCAAAACCCGUCUCACAGUACAGAGAGGCGUAUACAAAAACCUUGCCGACGCAUUCCUCAAAAUCGUUCAAACCGAGGGGCCCGCAGAGCUCUACCGCGGGCUCACCCCAAGCCUAAUCGGCGUCAUCCCAUACGCCGCGACAAACUAUUUCGCAUACGACACGUUACGAAAAGCGUACAAAAAGCUCACAAAAGAAGAACAAAUCAGCAACAUUGCAACUUUGUUAAUCGGGUCAGCGGCGGGCGCGAUAUCGAGUAGCGCGACUUUCCCGCUUGAAGUGGCACGGAAACAUAUGCAAGCGGGUGCGAUUAAUGGAAGGGUUUAUGAUAACAUGUUGCAUGCUUUGCUAACGAUUUUUGAGAAAGAAGGGAUUAAGGGGUUGUAUAGGGGUUUAGGGCCAAGUUGUGUGAAGAUUGUUCCGGCUGCAGGGAUUUCAUUUAUGUGUUAUGAAGCUUGCAAGAAGAUUCUUGUGGAAAAGGAAGAGGAGGAAACAUGAAAGUUGAAAUUUUUGUUUGUGUUUUUUUGAAUAAAGGGUUUUGAAGUAUGGAUUAGGGUUUUGGGUUUUGAUUCAUGUCUUUGAAUGGUAGUUUUUGGUAUAGGGGUUUUUGCAUAAAUUUUGGAUUAUUAGGGUUUAUGUUAAUUUAUUAUCGAUUUUUGGGAAUUAAUCUUUGUUU